Messenger RNA from Aspergillus mulundensis, 483 nucleotides. RefSeq lists its product as uncharacterized. The record is from RefSeq and is a predicted model, not a curated record. Bases 1 to 483 code for a protein of 160 amino acids. NCBI's taxonomy places the organism in Eukaryota, Fungi, Ascomycota, Eurotiomycetes, Eurotiales, Aspergillaceae. The transcript has a single exon.
AUGUCCAACCCCACCAGGCCGACCGGCGAAAUCGACUUCGACAUCAACGGCCUCUACAUCCUCCUCUCAGAUAUAGGAGCAGAGUGGCAGUUCCAUUGGGGCUUCUACCUCGCAACCAAGCCAGGAGAAGGACGCGUCUACCACCUCGUCAACAACAUCGAGACGAACCACAAGUGGGAAUACAGGACCAGGCUAUCCCGCGGCGUUCCCCACUCCAUAUCCCUCCUCGUCGCGCUCAAGAUAGCGGUCAUGGACCCCGCUCUUCACGGGGCACUCGGCGACAGACUCAAAGCUGUCUCGCAGACCCCGCCUGUUACCUGUCGGAUUUGGCUGAAGAGGGCGCUGCAGGACCUUGACGAUGAGGGGUACAUUAAACUGAAGGGGGGUGUGGAUGAUAUCGAGCUGGAGGGAGAAUCGGCAGCUGUGGAGAAUAAGCACGCGAAAAUUAGGCAGGUCAUUGCUAGCAGGCUUAGUGCGGCUUAA